This is a messenger RNA of Mesorhabditis belari, 819 nucleotides long. Lineage: Eukaryota; Metazoa; Nematoda; Chromadorea; Rhabditida; Rhabditidae. The record is from the annotation of a GenBank genome assembly.
AUGCACAAUUCGAGAGAGGAAUGCGGACUCGAGCCUGGGUGUUCCACCUCUUCGAACAACACCACUCAAUACGAAAAUUUGAGACCUCCAGGGAUUCUCCGAUAUUCUAGAAAUAAUCACAAUGACAGGGCAAAUGGUGGCUCGUACAGUUCGCGACCGGAUUUACCAGCGCGGUACAAUUACGAGAAAGAUUUCCUCGCACCGACAUCAACAACAGCGAGAUCGGAUCCCGAAAUGACACGUCUCAACAAUAAAGAUUUUCCAAUGACCCUUCUCAAGCCGUUACCGAGUAGCCCGAUUUUCUUCUAUUUUUGUGGCAAAUGUCAUGUGGCAACGUUAACAAAGAUCAUUUCGUUGAUAUACCUGGCUGUUUACGGGUUCUUGAUAACGUUGCUGUUAUUUGUCGGACACGCCACAUCAGUAAUGUUUGCGGCACUCUUUUUCGGCAGCGUUGCCUAUUCAACUAUUUAUGGAGCAUUCAAAGGAAGCAAAUUGUGUUUAAUCCCGUUUCUUUUUCUUCAGGGAAUUUUGAUAUUCUAUGCCCUACUAUUACUUGUCAUGUGUGUCUAUGCAGUUUUCUAUCACGAGAGCUAUCUAUUCACUCUACUCAAUGAGCAACAUAUCCCCUUCAACAUUCACCCGGUUAAUGUCUUCAUCGCUUUCAUCUCAUUCUUGUUGGUGUUGAUCGGUCCUUUGGUAAUCUCAGCUCACAUUGUCUACCUCGAUUAUGUGUUCAUCUCGGAAUUAGACGAGGUGCUGGACAUGGUGAAAGAGUUGAACGAAGUAAUGUCCAAGGAUGAUCCAAGUCCUCCACACUUU